Molecule: messenger RNA, 155 nt
Organism: Acaulospora morrowiae
Lineage: Eukaryota; Fungi; Glomeromycota; Glomeromycetes; Diversisporales; Acaulosporaceae
Source: the annotation of a GenBank genome assembly
AUAUGGCGCAACUUGAAGACUUUGCGCAAGCCGCACGUCUGGAGAAAUAUAGAAGCCGUCAAGAGGCCGCGAAAGGGUUUGAUGAUGACCUUGAAUUUUGUCCCUCGUUAUCAGCAGAAGAGCUUGCCGAAAUUCGACGUCAGGUCUCGCAAUUG